Mycena indigotica is the source of this 930-nucleotide messenger RNA. Its product is annotated as F-box domain-containing protein. Lineage: Eukaryota; Fungi; Basidiomycota; Agaricomycetes; Agaricales; Mycenaceae. The transcript has 2 exons. The record is from RefSeq and is a predicted model, not a curated record. Bases 1 to 930 code for a protein of 309 amino acids.
AUGUCCUUACCGCCCGAGCUUCUUGACUACGUUUGUGGCUUUGUCGCCACGCGCGAUUUAGCUCUGGUUGCUCGCUGCUCCAUUACUCUCUACCCAAUUGCUCUGCGAUCUCUUUACCGCCAAAUCACCAUCUCAGACGCGUCUACUCAGUCCAUUGUCCAUACUCUCGCCCACCGUCGCGACAUUGCCGCUUUCGUGCGCAAAUUUUCAGUCGCCGAUGUCUCUUUAUGCCCCCACGAACUUGCCGCUGCUCUGACUAACAUGGCGGCUACCCUCGUUUCCCUUGACAUCUGGGUUGAGGGUGUUGAGAGUUGGAUCUUCUCAACCGGCCUCAUGUCACCACAACUCGAACACCUUGGCACCUCCAUCCCAUUCGACCCUCAUGUUGCUGGCUUUUGCGCGGGGGCCCCUUCGCUAGAAACGGUCCAUUUUGCUUCCGAACCCGUAGACUUUUGUGUUGACGCGUGUGUUUUUCCGCGCCUUGCCACGUUUACGGGAUCUGCAAAAGCGGCUGUUGCGAUUGUACCAGGAAGACCCAUCGAGAGCGUUUUCAUCACUUCUGGCGAUCUUUCAGAGGACCUUGUCCCGGUCUUGGCCAGAUCAACAAGUCAACUCUCCGUCCUCAGUACAACCACCAACUCCCUCCCUGUCUCCCUUCUGGGCGGUCUCGGCCGGCAUCUGCCCCAGUUAAGGUAUCUCCAAAUAAAUUCUACUCGCGACUUGGCUACUCCUCCCACGACCAUAUUUUACGAGCAAGUGGCGGAUGCCCUCGCACUAUUUCCCAUUCUCGAAUCAUUCGAGUUGUCAGGCAUAUAUUGGCCGUCCCAAGUAUACCAGCAAGAGCAAAAACGCGUUUGGCAGUCACAGCCAUUGCAUGCCGAGGAGCUUGACGCUCCAGAGGAUAUGGACGAAUUCGGUUUCCUGUGGUGA